This is a messenger RNA of Heterocephalus glaber (naked mole-rat), 1708 nucleotides long. NCBI's taxonomy places the organism in Eukaryota, Metazoa, Chordata, Mammalia, Rodentia, Bathyergidae. The record is from RefSeq and is a predicted model, not a curated record.
GGUGUCUAUGCAAAUGUCUCCCCCCCGCCCGCUUCUGCCGGUAUAAAAAGCGGGGCCGGGAAGGGGCAGCCGAAGCCGCCGCCUCCCGGGAGCCCGCCGAGCGCUCCUCCCGAGCCCGGUACCCAGGUAAGAGGACCAGAAGGAAGCAUGUCUGAAUUUUGGCUAAUUUCGGCCCCUGGAGAUAAGGAAAAUUUACAAGCACUGGAAAGGAUGAACACGGUCACCUCCAAAUCCAACCUGUCCCACAACACGAAGUUCUCAAUUCCCGACUUCAAGGUGGGGACCUUGGAUUCACUGGUCGGUCUCUCCGAUGAGCUGGGGAAACUCGAUACCUUUGCUGAAAGCCUCAUAAAGCGAAUGGCACAAACCGUGGCAGACGUCAUGGAGGACUCCGAGGGCAAGGUGCAGGAGAACCUUCUGGCUAAUGGAGAUAACCUGACGUCCUUCGUGAGCCACUUCGAAUGGGACAUGGCCAAGUACCCCACCAAGCAGACGCUGGUCAGUGUGGUGGACACAGUGGCAAAGCAACUUGCGCAGAUUGAAGCAGAUCUGAAAUCACGAACAGCCACCUAUAGUGCACUGAAGACGGCGCUGGAGAACCUGGAGAAGAGGUCCACGGGGAACCUCUUCACACGGACACUGAGUGACAUCGUGAGCAAGGAGGACUUCGUGCUGGAUUCCGAAUACCUGGUCACCCUCCUGGUCAUUGUCCCCAAGGCCAGCUACGCACAGUGGCAGAAGACUUACGAAUCCCUCUCGGACAUGGUGGUACCUCGGUCGACCAAAUUGAUUGCAGAGGACCCCGAGGGCGGCCUCUUCACCGUGACGCUGUUCCGGAGAGUGAUGGAUGAUUUCAAAACCAAAGCCAAAGAGAACAAGUUCAUGGUUCGUGAGUUUUACUAUGAUGAGAAAGAAAUUAAGAAAGAGAGGGAAGAGAUGACCAGGUUGCUGUCGGACAAGAAGCAGCAGUAUGUCAGUGCCACACAGGAGCCUGCUACUUGCCACAUGGGGCUGACUGGCCGGCAGGGUCUGGGGGAGCCUCCUGGAGGCGGAAAAUGGACCCCCAACCAGCUGGGGGCAGCCCCAUCCCGGUGUCCUGAGAUGCUGUCCCCCUUUGGCCUGGCUGGAAGCCGACACAGCCCAGCACCUUGCAUCCAGUCUUUAGGGUGGGUUUCUGAGCCCGCUCUCGAGGCUAGCAUUGAUCUCAGGAUCCUCCUGCCUCAGCCUCUGGAUUACAAACAUGCACCACCAUCGAGGCUUCCUGCAUCCUUCUUGUUACCUGGCAACUGAAGUGAUGGGCUAGGUCCCAGGAUGGUCCGGGUGGAAGUGCCCUGUUUCCCUACUUGAGCGGUGGGAAAGGGUGCGCUGCCGGACGGCAUGCCUGUGCGGCCCUCUGCAUGGCGUGCCCAGGCGAUGGUGAAUGCACUGCGGCUGGGUGUGGCGACACCAUGGCCACCCAGGCGGACAGCUCUGCAGACGGGGCCCUUCCCUUGGAGACCAGUGCUGCCUCUGUGUGCCCCGGACGGGGCCCUAACCCAGGCCAGGCGGGGCGCAGGCGAGGGGCCCAGAGCCCGCACCCGAUGGCUCUGCCCUGGCAUCGGAAGCCAGGCUGUGGCCUGGCCGCCUGAGCUUCCUUCCUGGGGCCACAAGAAUGAUUCUGUAUAUUGUGGUGCGUGUUUGCCGGACGAUUAAUAAAUCAUUUCUGUAC